CCUUCCUAAGUUCAUGCGGACCUCACUUAUUCAACGGCUGUGAUCUCUCUUCUUAAGCAACACGUCCCUGCAUGUCAUCAUCUCUUAAUCUUUUUGCCACGUCACCAAAUCUUUCGCUCUCUAUCUCUCUCCAAAGCGAUGCACAUCCUCUCUCAUGAAGGGCGCAAAUUCCGCGAAACCAUAUCAAUUACCUACCCGCCCCGAUUCCGAUAUGGACAUAAACGGUUCCGCUGUCUUCCGCCACCGGAGAGCGACGCCCGGUGACCGCUUCCUCAGUGCCUAUCCCCGCGCUCCGCAACAGAACACCGGGUCUACCACCUCCAACAACGAAGACGAGCUCAACGAGGACGACAUAUUCUCCACCGGUGAUUUUUCUGAAGCUUCCAACCAUCACCAUUAUCCCCACUCCCACAAUAGUCCUCCCUCCUCUAACUCCUCCCCUCGCCACCACCAGCUCCAUUCCCAUAGCCAUAAAGCCUUUGCCCAGCCGGAGUCUUUCGGUAUCCUGGCGGCACUUCCGGAGAACAAGACCAACUCCCACCACCAUUUGUACCAGAAAACAGCGCUUUCUUCGCCCUCCUCGUCUACCUCGUCCUCAUCAACGACCUCUUCUUCUCGUUUCAUUCCUUCUAUCCCUAAGCCACCACAGGAGAGAGUGCCUAUAUCUGCUUCAUCUUCUUCCUCUUCCAAGUUCCAUCAGCCCCAGUCUGCGCCGGUGAAUGUGCCGGUUUUAGCAAUGGCGAUGAGGAGGAGGCAUAGGGAGUUCGACGAGAUUGACGAGGACGAGGAGGAAGGGGAUCGAGAGAUGCUUCCGCCGCACGAGAUAGUGGCGAGGACGCAGUCGCCGAUGUUGGCGUGCUCGGUGUUGGAAGGGGUCGGGAGGACACUCAAAGGGAGGGAUCUUAGACAGGUAAGAAAUGCGGUGUGGCGGCGAACUGGUUUCCUUGAUUGAUUGAUAGAUUGAUUAUUGAGGAUUCAACCUUUCUCUUUUCUUAAUCGUCAUUGUCAUUGUUAUUGCUAUUUGUGGAAGAUCGAACUAAUUAAAUUGGUAAUUGAGGUAUUAUUGGAGGUAAAUUGUGCAUAUGUUAACUUCUAGUGAAGAUUAAUUUCAUCCUGUUAUGUGCAUUUUGCAUCUGUUUCUUUGAU
Molecule: messenger RNA, 1146 nt
Organism: Manihot esculenta (cassava)
Lineage: Eukaryota; Viridiplantae; Streptophyta; Magnoliopsida; Malpighiales; Euphorbiaceae
Product: putative protein TPRXL
Exons: 1
Coding region: 155-952 (265 amino acids)
Source: RefSeq, a predicted model, not a curated record